Sphaerodactylus townsendi is the source of this 4024-nucleotide messenger RNA. RefSeq names its product E3 ubiquitin-protein ligase TRIM39-like. The transcript has 2 exons. The record is from RefSeq and is a predicted model, not a curated record. The coding region runs from base 281 to 1009 and encodes 242 amino acids. Lineage: Eukaryota; Metazoa; Chordata; Lepidosauria; Squamata; Sphaerodactylidae. Gene Ontology annotation, molecular function: protein binding.
GUCAUCCCUAGCACCCAAUAUUUAGAAGUAUAUUGCAUCUGAACACGUAGUUCUAGCUCUGGAGCAGAAUGAAAUGGUCAAACUCUCUUGUCUAAAGCCACCUAAAUUAGAGGCUGUAUGCUGUUAAUCUUGGGGCUAAAAGCUGUAGAGGGUUGUGAAGCCCUGAUUCUUAGAAAAUCCAGCCCACCCUUAUUGAACUGCUGCAGUUUCAUCACCAGAUGUAGCCAGCAGAGCUGUGAAUCAUGUGAGAUCUAAAUAUCUGGUGAGCACGAAAUGAAAGAUGAUAUGGGGAGUUUUGUGUAAGAGUGACCUUACCUUUCUUGCAUUUCCUCCAUUGCCUUGCAGAUACGAGGAGGUCCAAGCCCAAGAGCCCACUCUGAUUUCCAUUGAGCUGGAGAAGAAUUUCUGCAAUUUCCCUAGACAGUACUUCAUCUUGCGUAAAAUCAUCAAAAGGCUGACGGGAGAUUUGAUGCUUGACCCUGAAACAGCCCACCCCAACCUCGUGCUCUCAGAGGACCGUAGAAGCGUGAAGUUUGUGGAGCAGCGUCUGCGAGAUCUGCCGGACAGCCCAAGGCGCUUCAGCGUAUACCCUUGCGUAUUAGCCACUGAAGGCUUCACCUCAGGCCGCCACUACUGGGAGGUGGAAGUGGGUGAAAAGACCCACUGGGCCUUGGGGGUUUGCAGUGACUCUGUAAGUCGCAAAGGGGAGACGGCUUCUCUACCAGAGACUGGCUACUGGCGAGUGAGACUGUUCAAUGGGGACAAGUACGCAGCUACCACCACCCCAUUCACCCCGCUCAACAUUACUGUCAAGCCCAAGCGAGUGGGCGUCUUCCUGGACUAUGAGGCCGGCAAGCUGUCAUUCUACAAUGUGACAGACCGCUCCCACAUCUAUACAUUUACUGAGAACUUCACAGAGAAACUUUGGCCUCUCUUCUAUCCAGGGAUCCGUGCAGGCCGCAAGAAUGCUGCCCCCCUCAUCAUUCGGCCUCCCACAGACUGGGAGUGACAAGCUGCGGCCUUGGUCUGAUAUUAGGCAAAAGGUCAUGUUGCGUGCACUAGCUGUGGUUAGAGCUGGGGAGAAAUUGUGUGUGCUGAAAGGUUAGCACCCUGGUAAACACUGCAUUGGGUAUCUGAAAUGGACCCCACCAUGGAAGGAUUAGGUGAAUUGUACACACAUAAAACGGAAAAGAAAUGUCGUGUUUUCCAGGUUUUAUUUGUUGGCAGCUGAGAGUGUACAUAAACAGCCCACCUUGCACUCCUUGUUAAGAGUGUGUGGGUGGGAGCAAAGAAAAAUGGCUCAGGAAUGGGCAGGUGCCUUCUUUUCUGGUACAGCCAUGCUUAUUUCAGGAGGUUAUCUCUGUAGCCCAUUCAGCCUCAUCAGUUGCUUGGGGUUGCAGUUUCCCUGCUGAUUUGGACUGCAGAGAUGAAAAAGGUGAAUUGGUGCUCCAGGCUUCUCUUCCCCCACCUCUUCCUGGAAGGUAGAAGCUGUCUGGUAGUAGUCCUAUAGAAACCGGUCUCGAGACCCCCAACGUGACUGUGAUUGUAUCUGACAGGCCAACCCUCACAACCUCCCAGUGGUGGAUGCUUUAACUUUUUUCUGUGGGGGUUUCCUGCCCAAGGUUCUCGGGGUCAUCUGACCCCCCUCCCUCACACCCAGGCUACCAGCACAGACUCAGUGGUGAGUUUAGCCAUGCUGAGACUUCUGCUUGUGGGCAGUGAGGCAAAGGCUGCCACCAUCCCACCCCCUGACAUUUCUGCAAUCAGGGAGCACCAAGGGCCCCAAUGGGGCAUGAAUGUCUUCCAGUAGUACGCGCAAAUGAAGAGAGAGGCUCCUCUCAAGACCUCUUUCUUUGGAAGUUCACUUUUGUAGCAUGUUUUACUUGGGAAGUGCGUGUGCGUACAUGCAUGCGUGAUGCUUUUCAUGUCAUCUUCCCCCUUCCCCAUCAUGCACUCUCGCUCCUUUUUGGUGAAGAGGAGCAGCAAAACAGGCUAAGUGCCUGUUCAAAGUGAGGGGAGAUCUGAUUAGGCCCAUGCUAUCAUGUCUGCCUGCCGCCUGUGUGACUGCAGUUGUCUUGGGAAGACACUUGUUUGUUUGUGUUUUUAAAAACUGUUGGAGCCUGCAAAUCAGGGAAAGCAGCAGCUGCAUAACAGUAGAGCACAGGGGUCAAACUUGCAGCCCUCCAGAUGUUAUGGACUACAGUUCCCAUCAUCCCAUGCCAGCAUCAUGCUGGCAGGGGAUGAUGGGAACUGUAGUCCAUAAAAUCUGGAGGGCCGCGAGUUUGACACCUAUGCAGUAGAGGCAAAAGAGAUAAGUGAAAUACCUUCCAUGGGCCCCAGUCUUUUCUCUCUUUGACCCUGUGGCAUUUGAAACAUCCUUACAGUUUUAUAGAUCAGCUGUGAGUUCCUUUACUUAAAGCAAAGUUCUUUUUAAACUGAAGGAAGUUGAAAUGGAAAUAAAGCAAGUGCUGGUUUUAAGCAAAGGUGUUGUGAAGUGACUGAAAAGGAACCCCAGGAAUUUCCCAUCUUUUACAGGAAGCCAGACUUUCCCAAAACUGAGAGCCUAGCUACAGGGAUCCGUGCAAGAGUUGUCAAGAAAUGGAUCAGAAUUCUGCACAUGUUCAGGUCCAGUUUUUAAAUGUUCAGAGUUCUGUGUGUGUGUCUGUGUGUCAUAACUGAGCUUGUUUGUCUGGGGUUCAGCCCCACAGAAGGUGGCUAAACUGUGAGUUCUCUCUGUGUGCUAAGGCUGUAGCCCCUUCAGAGAAGGGGUUGCCUUCAACUGGGCAAAUGACGUAGAGCAGGUCUUGUUUCUCGAUGGUCUGGGUGGGUUGGGGUUGUUGUUCAUAGUUUUGCAGCAUGUUAAAAGCAGGUGCCUGUGAUCUGAGAGAAUACCAAAGUCCAUGGGUUGCCGGCUAAUGCAGAAAAGGUGUUGUGCUGAGCACAUAGGAGUCUCUGGUUACAGUUGCUUGCUGAGAACAAACAGACUAUAGAAAGCUCACUUUCACUUCUGGGGAAAGCAGUCCAGAGCAAGGGGUAUCUGUUGAGCAAAAACAGAUCAAUCAUUCUGGUCCGGGUCCACAAAGCCAAAUCUUCAGCCCUGGAGCAGGUGCUGCAGGAACAAGCAGGCUGUUUCACAAAGUUGUUCCUGCAACGCUUGCUGUUCGUAGCUGCCUCAUUUAAGCCUGCAUUCUUGCUCAGUCUGAGUCCUGCCUUGCAGCCACCUGUUCUGCAUCUCUGGGCCUCCAACCAGGCACUGUGUCUUUUAGCAUGCAGAGCCUGACAGCCCUGCUGUCUGAGCAGCCUCACAGAACCAGGUGAGCCAGGGGAACUGUCUGUCCUGUCCUCUUGCUCUUAGCCUGGGCCAGCACUGUCCUCCACCUGUGUGACUGCUGGCAGCUGACAGGACUCAGCCCACUGUGGCUCUGGAGAUUCAGCCAGCUGAGACUGAUGGAGCCGGAUCAUCACGCCAGUAUUCCUCAUCUGAGGAAUCCUGGUUCGCUGCUGGGGAGCCGACGACAAAAGGCUUCCGUUCUCCAGCUCUGGAAAGUCUUACAUAGAAGGUGGAGAAGAGUGUUUUCUAUAUAAAGGAGAUUCCGCUCAUUGCUGGUCAUGAGCAGGAAAAUAUUGAGACUCACCCAGGCUACUUCAGCAGAUCAGGAGUUUAAAAAUCAUGAUGAGGGUUGUGUGUUUGAUUGGAAUACAAAAAUAAUGUGUCAGAGAACAUUAGCUAGAGCCGCCUUCUAAGCAUGGCAGGGCUAAAAAGCCAAAACCAAAAAGGAGCCCUUCAGAACAGCAUCUUUGGUGUAGCUGCUGAUUAAUUCCAUGAGUCCCUCCAAUCAUGCCGCUCCCACCUGAAUUCCUAUUGGCUAUGGGAAGCCAGUGAGGGAGACGAAAUUUGUGUGAUCAUUUUGAACCCUUGAACAUGAGUGGCUGCCGCGUUGGAAGUUCUUUGGCAACCCACAGCUUAGUGCGAGAAACUCACAUUGUGGCUUGUAAAGUUAUUAAUAAAAGUCUGUUUUGUUGA